Phialemonium atrogriseum is the source of this 934-nucleotide messenger RNA. RefSeq lists its product as uncharacterized. The coding region runs from base 1 to 672 and encodes 223 amino acids. The transcript has a single exon. The record is from RefSeq and is a predicted model, not a curated record. Lineage: Eukaryota; Fungi; Ascomycota; Sordariomycetes; Cephalothecales; Cephalothecaceae. Gene Ontology annotation, molecular function: protein binding.
AUGGGCAACAAGGACAAAUCCACCCUGCCCAAGAACUGGCCCGACUCGAUCCGAUACCUCAGCUCGCCCAUCUACUCGCCCCAACUUACAGCAGCCCAGUUCGCCGCCAUCCGCACCCGCCCCGCCGAUGCGCCGGAGGACACGCAGGCCUCGCUAGACGUGCUCAAGCCCGGGCCCAGCGCAAGCGUCCGCAUCACCCCCAUCUCCGACCCGCAGCACCCGGCGUGCGGCCAGAGCGGGCUCUUCGCGGCGCGGGACCUGAGGCCCGGCGAGCUGGUGGUCGCCUACGUGGGCGAGGUCCACCCCGGCGCCGGCGACGGCAACCCGCAUGCCCAGUCCGACUACGACCUGUGGCUCGACCAUGCGGCCGGCGUGGCCGUGGACGCGGCCCGGGCGGGCAACGAGGCCCGCUUCGUCAACGACUACCGCGGCGUGCCGGGGCGGCAGCAACAGCAGCAGCGGCCCAACGCGGAGUUCCGCGAGGCGUGGGACGGCCGGCGCGGGGAGAAGGUCAUGGCUGUGUUUGUGCUGCCGGCUGGAAAGAAGGCCGUGGGCAGGGCCAGGACGGUGGGGAUCGUCAAGGGGCAGGAGAUCCUGGUGAGCUACGGGAAGGGGUUCUGGCAGGAGAGGAUGGCGGAGGGGGAGCUUGGGGGGGAUGGUCCCGAGUCCUAGGGGCCUGGAAUGGCGGCGUAGUACGAUUUGGUACCUUGACCCAAUGACGAACAAAUGCAGCACUCAUUGUCUCCCACGUUAUCGAGAAUCGUAGGCAUCGUGCAGUUGUAUCGAAGAAGCCUCCUGCCAAUUACCAUGUAUUACCCGGCAGGCUAUAGCAAGAUAUGAGCGACUGGCAAUGCCUGCCAAAAGAUGCCUGCCAGCUGGAUGCUCCUAAAAAUGCCAAACUCAUUAUACCUGGGGCGCACAUACCCGGCACUUG